Neofelis nebulosa (Clouded leopard) is the source of this 1411-nucleotide messenger RNA. RefSeq names its product proteasome 26S subunit ubiquitin receptor, non-ATPase 4 (gene PSMD4). The record is from RefSeq and is a predicted model, not a curated record. The transcript has 10 exons. Gene Ontology annotation, biological process: proteasome-mediated ubiquitin-dependent protein catabolic process. Gene Ontology annotation, cellular component: cytosol; nucleus; proteasome regulatory particle, base subcomplex. Lineage: Eukaryota; Metazoa; Chordata; Mammalia; Carnivora; Felidae. The coding region runs from base 204 to 1292 and encodes 362 amino acids. Gene Ontology annotation, molecular function: polyubiquitin modification-dependent protein binding.
UCAGCCAGCAGAGAACUCAACCACAGAACCUGCAAGACACGGAAAGCAAAGAAGGGCUCUCUUGCGUGUUACCCACGUCCUACGUCCCUCGUGCAUUCCAUUUUGGCUGCGCCUACAAUUCCCAAAAUGCAACGCGGAGGCUGGAGGCGGACGCCCCUCGCCGAGCGGGGCCUUAUGAUUGGUGCGUGGACAACAGUGAAUAUAUGCGGAAUGGGGACUUCUUACCCACCCGGCUGCAGGCCCAGCAGGAUGCUGUCAACAUAGUGUGUCACUCCAAGACCCGCAGCAACCCUGAGAACAACGUGGGCCUCAUCACACUGGCCAAUGACUGUGAAGUGCUGACCACACUCACUCCUGACACCGGCCGCAUCCUUUCCAAGCUUCACACUGUCCAACCCAAGGGCAAGAUCACCUUCUGCACUGGCAUCCGCGUGGCCCACCUGGCUCUGAAGCACCGACAGGGCAAGAAUCACAAGAUGCGCAUCAUUGCCUUUGUGGGAAGUCCUGUGGAGGACAAUGAGAAGGAUCUGGUGAAGCUGGCUAAACGUCUCAAGAAGGAAAAAGUGAAUGUUGACAUUAUCAACUUUGGGGAAGAGGAAGUGAACACAGAGAAGCUGACAGCGUUUGUAAACACACUGAAUGGCAAAGAUGGUACCGGUUCUCAUCUGGUGACAGUGCCCCCUGGGCCCAGCUUGGCCGAUGCCCUCAUCAGUUCUCCGAUUCUGGCUGGUGAAGGUGGUGCCAUGCUGGGACUUGGUGCCAGUGACUUUGAAUUUGGAGUGGAUCCCAGUGCUGAUCCUGAGCUGGCCCUGGCCCUUCGUGUCUCUAUGGAAGAGCAGCGGCAGCGGCAGGAGGAGGAAGCCCGGCGGGCAGCUGCAGCCUCUGCUGCUGAGGCCGGGAUUGCUACAGCCGGGGCCGAAGACUCGGAUGAUGCCCUGCUGAAGAUGACCAUCAGCCAGCAGGAGUUUGGCCGCACCGGGCUCCCCGACCUGAGCAGUAUGACCGAGGAAGAGCAGAUUGCCUACGCCAUGCAGAUGUCCCUACAGGGUGCAGAGUUUGGCCAGGCAGAAUCAGCCGACAUUGAUGCCAGUUCAGCCAUGGACACAUCUGAGCCUGCCAAGGAGGAGGAGGAUUAUGAUGUGAUGCAGGACCCCGAGUUCCUUCAGAGUGUCCUGGAGAACCUGCCAGGAGUGGAUCCCAACAAUGAAGCUAUUCGAAAUGCCAUGGGGUCCCUCGCCUCCCAGGCCAACAAGGAUGGCAAGAAAGACAAGAAGGAGGAGGACAAGAAAUGAGACUGGGGGCAAGGGUGGCUGAGCCUGCUCAGGGGCCGCACAGGGUGGGACGGGGUGUAGGCUUAGAUAUGUUACCUGUAACCACUUACGCCUCAAUAAAGCUUGGCAACUUUUGUUUC